Messenger RNA from Gorilla gorilla gorilla (western lowland gorilla), 8948 nucleotides. It is a transcript of the gene MTUS2, whose product is annotated as microtubule associated scaffold protein 2. The record is from RefSeq and is a predicted model, not a curated record. Gene Ontology annotation, cellular component: nucleus; cytoplasm. Gene Ontology annotation, molecular function: microtubule binding. Lineage: Eukaryota; Metazoa; Chordata; Mammalia; Primates; Hominidae. Bases 2486 to 6685 code for a protein of 1399 amino acids. The transcript is spliced from 18 exons.
AGCGCAGCCGCGGCGCGGGCGUGGGCGGGCAGAGGUGAUAGCGAGCGCCGGCGGCUCCAGGUGCGGGGGCGCCCCUCGCGCUCCACCUGCGCCGCCGCCGCCGCCGUAUCUCAGGGCAAGUUUAUCUCCCCCCUUCUGCGGAAACCCUUGACCGCUUAGCGGAGUACAGACCUGUCGGUAAAUAGAAAACUCGAGCUGGAGAGGAGGAGGAAGCAGCGUGGCGGAACCUGGCCCGAGAUGAGCGUCUCCGUGAGGGCAGUGGUGGCCUCUUGGACAUUACAUCUUUCUUGGCUCUUUUUGACCCAGGUGAGCGAAUCCUCUGCUGUGCGGUCCGGUGGGGUCGGCUGGCUCUGCUGCCCGCCCUCUGGACCCGCCGGAGACAGGUGAGCGGAGUUGGGGAGCGUGCAGCCGGGCUCGGGGCAGCGCGGGGCUGGUUCGGCUUCUCGUCUCCAGAGCGCUGAUGCUUCCUGCCCACAUCACCUGCUCUGGCUGAGGGACUGCAGCUCUUUUGGCACCUUCGCUUGCUGCCAGGUUCAACACCCACUGCUUUAGAGGCGUUGGUAGGUUAGUUAAGGCGAGUUCUCCCCUACCCACCCCCAGCUUUGGAUAAUUUGGUCUGAAUCUUCGUCUUAAUUUAGUAUGAGUGUGUUAUUUCCUUCAAGCUUUAUAAUGGUAAAGCAGUGAAGCGGCUUGCUACAUCCAUUUUUUUUUUCAUUCUGUGCCUGUGCACAGAAGGAAUUACAGGCACACAAGUGAUGUUACUACCAUUCUAUUUUAAAUACAAACACGGAAAGAAGUACUCUUGGCAGGAUACCAAAGGCGCCUGUACUCUCUGUUAUAUAAAUGCUUAAAAAAAAUUUGCUCAUUGGUAAAGUUAUGUGUGAUUACCAGAGCACCUAAGAAGAGAGUGUCAUGCUUUUAGUUUACUUGGAGAUAAGCAGUGGUCUUAGCUUGAGGUACCCUUUUAAGAUAAUAUAGGACCCUAUAUUAAAAAAAGUCACUAGGUAUAAUUGUAAAGCAUUAAAAAAUUGGUUUUGUAAAGUCUAUUAUGAAUUGGUGAGAAUUCUUUGACUACUUAUUGAUAAAAAGAUCCUACAUAUAUACUUUCUAGUUUUCAAACUAUUGAAUGAUUUUAUUUUUAUCUCUGAUGGAAACUUAAUAAUUGUGAGUUGCCAGUUAUUAAAGAUGUGUCUCUCUUUCCCUUCCCUUUCCCCAGGCCCCAAAACCAGUACUCACAAUGUUAUGGCUAUUUUUUUCAGGUAAAAAUACAAAAGUAGAAAACAUCAGAUACGCUGAUGGCUGGGAACAGCCCUUGUCCCUCCUCCACCCAGUAUUCUGUUCUAAUUGGUCUGGGCUGAUACCGUGAUACCUGUAAUGUUAAAAAGCUUUCCUGGUGAUUCUAACGUGUAGCCAGGGGUGAGACCCAUUGUGGAGCAUUGUAUUGUCACUUUUUGUAGCCUAUGGUGUUGCUGCAGUGGUUUAAGGUAAGUCAAAAAUACGUUGUUGGAAACAUGGGAAGGAAAAAAUGGUAUUGGAAAGGGGACACAUCAGAGAAUUACAGCAUGUAGACUUUUGUGUUUUGUCUAAAUGCUCUUUCUUGAUUUUCCUGCGAAGAGUAGUUGAUGUUUAUCAGGGACCCAUAAUUCCAUGUAGAAUACUUAUGGGAAUCUUAAGUGAUAUAUUUCAUUUGCAGAAGUACCAAUGAAAGUUUAGUAGUAGUGGCAGGAUAUUCCUUUAUGUUUACACGGUAAAGUAAGUCAUAGGAAAGAUUAUUUUCCAUAUCAAAUUAAAAACUUUUACUACAAACUAGUAAAUUAAGUGCAAAAAUUUUUUAUUGUUUUUAAGGUCAGGAAGAAACCUGGCCUCUGAGUCAAUGUUUUCUGUCUACCUUAUGUAAUCCGAAAUAUCCAAAUCUAGGAGCAGAUCUUAUGGAUGGUUUAUGAAGGCUUAUGUAAGAGCUAUGACUGUGCUUUUGGUACUCCAUUAAACUCCCUGUUUGGGCUAUUACAUAAUUGACACGGAACUAGACUGUUAAAGCCAAAAUCCAGGAGGAUGCCGAAACCCACUCCGGCAUACGCACUUCUAUAAUGAAUUGCUGUUGCCAAAUUGGAGGGAACAGCAGGGAUGGUGGUUUGUGAAAGAGAGGUUUCCACAGCUGGAUUGUUUACUAGGGCCAAUUGUCACCAAUGGCAGUAAAACUCAUUUUCUGGGGAGCAGGAUGGCAAAACUGAGGCACAGAUAGAUCAAGUAACCAGCUCAAGUGCAUCCAGCUGGUCUCAUGGACUGAUUGGCUCUCAUUCAGCAGGAACCUAACAGAUAAGUCUUCCUGCUGUAUAUCAAGACAAUGCUUGGUUUUCAAGCUGUUCUGAGAAUGAUUAAAGCAGUGUCGCAAGGUGACAUUGUCAGGGGAGAACAAGCAGCUUGAGAAUUUCCUCUUAAUCUGAUUGCAGCUUGAAGGCAGCCCAUUUCCAUUAAGUAGGACUGCAUGGCAAGCAGCCCCACCAAAGGAUUGACAAUGAGCGUCCCAGUGGCUCCUAAGAAAUCAUGUUACACUCAGCUGCGGGACAACAGAAAUGCAGCAAGAAAUAAUAAUGAGAGCAUCUUAAGUCUGGGAGAUACGAAUGCCAAUCAAAUCAUGUUGGAGGUCAGCUCCUCUCAUGACGAGUCCAAGACAUGUGACCUGGGAGAUGAAAUUGGAAAUACAAAUUCAAGUGAGCCAGAAAACCGUACCCAUUUCCAUAAGGAAUUUCACCAACUUCAGGGCUUUGGGAAAGGCUCUCAGGCUGGCUCUGCCAGCCUGAAAGAUUUUAGACUUUCUUCAGCCAUUCAGAGGGAACUCAAUGAAGAGCACACAGUGGAGAGAGGCACAGAUAGCCUGCAGACCCCGUGGAGUAUUCAGGGACCAAGUCUGUCGAGUUGGAGGAAUGUGAUGGGUGAGGCCAGUCUAGACGUUUUGGCUAAAAGGGAUGCUGAAAUUCCCCGGCAUGUUCCCAAGGAUAAAUUGGCAAAGACCCUCGACAAUGAGGAACUGAGGAGGCAUUCUUUGGAAAGAGCAAGCAGCUCUGUAGCUGCAGUCGGGAGCCUGACUCCGCAGCAUCCACAGCCUCUAUCCCUCGACUCCCGGGAAGCAUGGGGUCAGGUACCUGGGGGUGGGGAGGGGCCACAGAAGACAUUGCCAGACCACGCUGUCCCGGCAGCUUUCCCUGCAACUGACAGUACCUCAGAGGGAAAGAGUGUGCGUCAUCCUAAACCAUCUACCUCAGAAAGCAAGCAGAGCACUCCCUCAGAGACCCAAACAGUGGGGGCACAUGUACUGCAGGUGUGCAGUGAGCACACAUCACAUUCUGCCCAUCCAGAGCCUGCUCUGAAUUUGACUUUGGCAUUGAAGGAAAUCCCGAGUAAGCCGGAAGCACAAUUAGGUCAGGGAAAGGGAGAGGCCAAGCUGGAUCUGAAAUAUGUUCCUCCCAGGAGGGUUGAACAGGAGGGAAAGGCAGCCCAGGAAGGGUAUCUGGGAUGCCACAAGGAAGAGAACCUGUCAGCCUUGGAGGGAAGGGAUCCAUGUGGGGAAGCACACCUGGAAGCCACCGAUGCACUUGGCCAUCUGCUGAACAGUGACCUCCACCACCUUGGGGUGGGAAGAGGCAACUGUGAAGAGAAGAGAGGAGUCAACCCAGGGGAGCAGGAUUCUCUCCACACUACCCCCAAACAGGGCUCUGCUUCCUUAGGAGGGGCUGAUAAUCAGCCCACUGGCAAAAUUUCACCAUGUGCAGGUGGGAAGUUGGGUGAAAGGACAUCCAGCAGCUUUUCACCAGCUGACAGUCAUGUGGCUUUUAUUCCUAAUAAUCUGACUGACAGCAAGCCCUUGGAUGUCAUUGAGGAGGAAAGGCGGUUGGGCAGUGGGAAUAAGGACAGUGUUAUGGUUUUGGCGUUCAAUCCUUCUGUUGGAGAGAACAAGAUGGAGGUGCCUGAGCCCCUGGACCCUCAAAGUGGCCGCUCAGAAGCACGGGAAAGCAAAGAGGUCACCACAUCUGUUGCUGAAAACAGGAACCUUCUAGAGAAUGCGGAUAAGAUUGAAAGCACCUCAGCAAGAGCAGAUUCAGUUCUCAAUAUUCCAGCACCCCUCCACCCAGAGACAACUGUGAACAUGACCCACCAGCCUACAACACCCAGUAGCAGUUUUCAAGAUGUUAGCGUGUUCGGUAUGGAUGCGGGGUCCCCCUUGGUGGUUCCACCCCCUACUGAUAGUGCACGCUUGUUGAACACGUCCCCCAAAGUGCCUGACAAGAACACCUGCCCCAGUGGGAUCCCCAAGCCUGUCUUCACACAUUCCAAGGACACACCUUCCUCGCAGGAGGGAAUGGAGAACUAUCAGGUGGAAAAAACAGAGGAGAGGACAGAAACCAAGCCCAUCAUUAUGCCCAAGCCCAAGCAUGUGAGGCCCAAGAUCAUCACCUACAUCAGGAGGAAUCCCCAGGCCCUGGGCCAGGUGGAUGCCUCGCUGGUUCCAGUGGGGCUUCCAUAUGCCCCACCCACGUGUACCAUGCCUCUUCCUCACGAAGAGAAGGCAGCAGGUGGUGACCUGAAGCCAUCUGCCAACCUCUAUGAGAAAUUCAAGCCAGACCUGCAGAAGCCAAGGGUCUUCAGUUCCGGAUUGAUGGUGUCUGGAAUCAAGCCCCCAGGACAUCCUUUCAGUCAAAUGAGUGAAAAGUUUUUGCAGGAGGUUACAGACCACCCUGGAAAAGAAGAGUUUUGUUCUCCUCCCUAUGCUCAUUAUGAAGUCCCUCCAACUUUCUAUCGGUCAGCCAUGCUCCUUAAGCCCCAGCUAGGAUUGGGUGCAAUGUCCCGUUUACCAUCUGCAAAGAGCAGGAUUCUGAUUGCAAGUCAGAGGUCUUCAGCGAGCGCCAUCCACCCACCAGGACCCAUAACAACAGCCACCAGUCUCUACAGUUCCGAUCCUUCAGGUGUGCAUGCUCUCAGUGGGACAUGGUUUAACUACAGUGGUUCCCUUGGAGAUCUUUCAGCAGAUUUAAAGAAAGCUUCCAGUUCAAAUGCUGCAAAAUCCAAUCUCCCGAAAUCUGGUCUCCGUCCUCCCGGAUACUCACGUCUCCCGGCAGCCAAACUGGCGGCAUUUGGCUUUGUCCGGAGCUCCAGCGUCUCCUCAGUCUCCAGCACCCAGUCCGGGGACAGUGCACAGCCAGAGCAGGGCCGGCCAGCCACCCGUUCAACCUUUGGGAAUGAAGAACAGCCAGUUCUGAAGGCAUCUCUGCCUUCUAAGGACACACCCAAGGGAGCCGGCCGGGUGGCCCCUCCAGCAUCCUCCAGUGUGACAGCACCCCGCAGGAGUUUACUUCCAGCGCCAAAAUCCACUUCCACACCUGCUGGAACAAAGAAAGAUGCUCAGAAAGAUCAAGAUACAAAUAAACCUGCUGUUUCAUCUCCUAAGAGAGUAGCAGCUUCAACCACCAAGCUUCAUUCACCAGGAUACCCAAAGCAGAGGACUGCGGCAGCUCGAAAUGGGUUUCCGCCCAAGCCGGACCCGCAGGCCCGUGAGGCUGAGCGGCAGCUGGUGCUGCGGCUGAAGGAGCGGUGUGAGCGGCAGACCAGACAGCUGGGCGUUGCGCAAGGGGAGCUGAAGAGGGCCAUCUGCGGCUUUGAUGCCCUCGCCGUGGCCACGCAGCAUUUCUUUAGAAAGAAUGAAAGUGCCCUUGUGAAAGAAAAAGAGCUGUCAAUCGAACUUGCAAACAUCAGGGAUGAAGUUGCCUUCCAUACAGCAAAGUGCGAGAAACUACAAAAGGAGAAGGAGGAGCUGGAGAGGCGGUUCGAGGACGAGGUGAAGAGGCUGGGCUGGCAGCAGCAGGCCGAGCUCCAGGAGCUGGAGGAGCGGCUGCAGCUGCAAUUCGAGGCGGAAAUGGCGCGCCUGCAGGAGGAGCACGGUGACCAGCUGCUGAGCAUCCGGUGUCAACAUCAGGAGCAGGUGGAAGAUCUCACCGCCAGCCAUGAUGCUGCUCUCCUAGAGAUGGAAAAUAACCACACAGUUGCCAUCACAAUCCUGCAGGAUGACCACGACCACAAAGUCCAAGAAUUGAUGUCCACUCAUGAGCUUGAAAAGAAAGAAUUGGAAGAAAAUUUUGAAAAACUGCGGCUGUCAUUGCAGGACCAGGUGGACACGCUGACCUUCCAGAGCCAGUCUCUGCGGGACAGAGCCCGCCGCUUCGAAGAGGCCUUGAGGAAGAACACAGAGGAGCAGCUGGAGAUUGCAUUGGCUCCUUAUCAGCACUUGGAAGAAGACAUGAAGAGUCUGAAGCAGGUAUUAGAGAUGAAGAAUCAGCAAAUACACGAGCAAGAAAAGAAGAUUCUUGAGCUAGAAAAGCUGGCAGAAAAGAACAUUAUCCUAGAAGAAAAGAUCCAGGUUCUCCAACAGCAGAACGAAGACCUCAAAGCAAGGAUUGACCAAAACACAGUUGUCACCAGACAGCUGUCGGAGGAAAAUGCUAACCUCCAGGAAUAUGUUGAGAAGGAAACCCAGGAGAAGAAGAGAUUGAGCCGAACCAAUGAAGAGCUGCUUUGGAAGCUCCAAACUGGGGACCCGACCAGUCCGAUUAAACUCUCGCCCACAUCUCCCGUUUACCGCGGCUCCUCCUCGGGGCCCUCCUCUCCGGCCAGAGUCAGCACAACACCCAGAUGACGCCACUACACGGCCUGCGGGAGCUCCGGCUUCUCGUCCUCCGGUCUCCACCCUGAGGGAGCACUGACCCGCUGUCGCCGGAGCUGGCCCUGUGCGCAUGCUCAGUAGCUGCGAAUGCAUCCUAGGCGCGUCCUCCUCUGAUCCCCAUGUAAGACUGCCCUGGUGUCGGCACUUAGGAAUGUGUAAAUGGUAAAGUCUGAUGUGCAAACGUUUUACCAUAGUUAGAGCCAAAAGAAAGACACUUGCAAUUGUUCUUGAGCAAUGAACUUUCACUGCAGAAUUUCAGGUUAGUUACAAAAAGCUCAGUUUUCAAUAUGCAUUGAAUAAUCAUUGUGUACUGCACCGAUAUGUGUGUAUAUUUAGAUAUACGUAUAUACACAUGCUGCGGUUCUGAAUUUCAUUUUUUAUAACAUGAAGUGCUGACAUAUUUUAGUGAAGGUCAGCAGUUUUCUAACUUGUGCCUAAGAAUUAUUGGGAAAUGAAAAUGCAUUUCUAUCUCGCUUCCCAGGAAUAUUUCUACCCAAAAUAGAAAAAGGAAAAAAAAAAAAGAUACAGAGAAGAAGCGCCUUUCAACUCACCACCAAGUGGUACUCUCUUUAACACGAACACCAGCUAUUUGUGAACGGUAACUGCCUUUGGAACAAUCAGCUUCUUAGUCAACAUGAUGUGAGAUCACUAUUAUUCCAUUCGCAAGUUUUAAUUAUUGAUACUCCUGUCAUGAGCAGAUAAGGGAGAGCAGUGGGAAACCCUAAGGGGGUUUAGCAGUUUUGCAGAUGUUACCCAUGACAGUGACUCAUCUCUAAUAGUCUUGUAAACACAAGUUUUGCUUUUUUCCUAAAUGGCAUCUCAGACUCCGUCAUUAAGCUAUUGUUGCACCCUCCGGAAAACAUGGCAGAGCAUGACCUUUGAGUAAGAGUGAGGAUGACCUUGCAGAUGACUGUGCCCAUUCGCGCUCCAUCCUCAUGAAGGAAAUUGCUGCCAAGGUCUGUAUUUUGACCAGGCACAGAGGGGGAACAUCACUCCAGCUUUCCAUGUGGUUCACUCUGAUGCGAUGCUGUAAAUGAUCAACUCUUUGAAAUAGGACCCUCAGGCCCCCAUUUCAUAGCAGCCCCCCUUCAGUUUGGUUCUACAACUCAACCCCUUCACUGCGCAUUGAGAUGGCUCAGGAGUUCUAGCAGGGGCUUCCAGAAAAAAAACACCAUUUCUGUCCCGGGGGACCAGUUCUGAGCUGUGCUAGAUCAUCACACGACCACCCAGAAACCCACUUCCACUUCCUGCUGGAUGAUCAGGCAACGCUGCUGCUGACCGUGCUCCCAUCUUACACCCAGAAGGUUCUCCCAAACAGAGGAGCCCAGUGAAACAGCCAGCCAGGGGGCACCAGCUCCUGGACUGGCAUCUGUCUCUAAAAUGGUAGAAUUAGGAUAUGAACAGUACUCAUGUAGUGGUGUGGAAGAUUAGGAGCAUGAUACACAAAAGGAAGAAGUAGUUUUAACAGAUAUGGUGAUGAUGAUGAUGCCCUUGUUUCCUGUAUGUGACAAAGACCCUGCACUUUCUCCCUGAGACCCCCCCAAAAUUGUCCUGAGCACAGGCCUGUCUUUGAGUGUGCCCAAGGUGAGAAGAACCAUGAGGGGGUCCUGCAGGGGCCGGAGCCAUGGAACAGGGAAGAAAACAGCCCGCGGACGGGGUUGGCUUGUCCAGGGCACGCCUGCUUGGCACACGUGUUGCCAACGUGAAGGCAGACAUGGUCCCUGGCCCUAGGAUGAGUCCACGCUGGGCUUCCGGGCCUCAGGUGCAUCUCCAGCCAACCUCCAAGGGUCUUGCUCCUUCUGGGGACGUACACAGUAUAUCCACAUGGAAACACCACCAUUUCUCUUUGCUUUAGUGGCUCUGCAUGAUACUGUGAUAUUGAGUUGGGCAUUCCAUUAGAGUAGAUCAUGCCACAUUUACUAAAUACACAAGUAUUUAUUCUAGUAGCAGGCACAACCUGCAAACACAAAUUCAGUUACAGCUUAGCUGUCCGAAUUAGGAACCGCUUACAUAGCCGCACCUGCUAAAUGCAGUUACACAGCAAUACUGACUUCCGUGUGAUGCUAGAACGUGGUACAGUGUAUUAGGCUGCUGUGGUCAGAGUUGUAGCAUUGUUAGCACUAAGUAAUUCCUCAUUAGGUGGACUUCGGUGAGAGCUUUGCCCUAACCUGCCCUGACCUUGGGUACUUGAGCUAAUUUCCACGUGGCCCUGGCUUCGUGGUUUGUUUUUUUUUUU